AUGGAAAAUUCUGAUAAAUCAGAAUCUUUGGAUGAUUGGCAAAAUUUCUUAGAUCAUAUUUCUUCAAAAGCAGAUAAAACUGGGAUUAUAGAUGAGGUGCAAAAACGGCAAUCUUUACAGGAUAAAAUCCAAUUCUGUUAUGAUACAGAUUUUAUUUAUGAUGCUUUGAAAGAGUGGCUGCAUCGGUGUCUUCAAAGACCUAUAGUUGCAAAGAAAUCGUCAGUUGCUGAAAAGUUCAGGUUGAAAGGCAAUGCUUGUAUUAAAUCCAGUGAUAAUGUAACAGCACUGCGUUGUUACAAUAGAUCUCUAUUCUAUGCUCCAAAAGACUCCGAUGAAUUGCGAUCAGCUUAUGGGAAUAGGUCUUAUAUAUUGAUGGAAAUGAAACAUUACUCGGAAUGUAUUAAAGAUAUUGAUAGAGCAAUAAUGAAAAACCAGCCUGCUUUGAGGCAAAUAAAAUUACUUGCUCGAAAGGGUCAAGCAUUGAUGGCUCUCACUAAAUACUCUGAAGCAAAAGAAACUCUUGAAAAAGCUAUUUCUCUUAGCAAUAACUUCAGUGACGAUUCUAAGAGAAAGUCACAAAAAGUAUUGGCCGAAAUAAAGUCUUUGUUGAAAGAAAUUUCAACUGAAUAUAAGGAAAACCAAGAAGUUUCUUCUGUUGAAAAUGAUUCUGUCAGGAAAGAACCAACUUUAAAUUUUGUUGAAAAUCCCAAUUUUAGAAGUGCUUCAAAAGCCAUUAGUUUAGUGAGAAGUGCAGCUAAAGGAAGACAUGUUAUUGCCAAUGGUGACAUUAAAUUUGGUGAUGUUCUGUUUGUGGAGAGACCAUUUGCUUUUGUAGUGCUUCCUGAAAUGUCUGAUAAAUACUGCUCUUAUUGCUGCAAGGCAGUUUAUGUUCCUGUUCCAUGUGAAAAUUGUCCAUUGGCUUGCUUCUGUAAUGAAUCUUGUAGAAAUUCAGCUCAAGAAACUUUCCACAAAUGGGAAUGCGGAGGGCUUGAAGUUUGUUAUAGUACGGGGAUCAUUCAUCUUGCUUUAAGAGUCGCACUCUUGGGGAUGCUUGAUGAGAAUAAGGAGAAAUACAAAGAAGUUUCAGAUCUUGUGUCUCAUCUGGACGAAAGCAGUGGAACUGAUAUAUUCAACUAUGCAGUAACUGCUACUUUAUUGAUUGUUUAUUUUGAAGAAUAUACUAAGCUGUUUGAAGGACCUCAAAGGAGAAAAAGACUAUUGAAUUUUGGAGGAAUUCUUCUGUUGCACAUCUCCCAGUUGAUCUGUAAUGGUCAUGCUAUAACAGACAUUGAGUCACAAUUUGAUUCAGUUUCCCAUUUGUUAAUAGAAGAUCAAGUACGCGUCGCCACGGCAAUUUAUCCUGCUGCCAGUAUGAUGAACCAUUCCUGUGACCCAAGCAUUGUAAAUAGUUUUUUCGAAUCUCUUCUUAUCGUCAGAUCCUCAAAGAAUUUGAAAAAAGGAGAUGAGGUGUACAACUGUUAUGGACCAAUGGUACAAAAAAUGAAUUAUGAAGAGAGGCAAGAACUUCUACGAUCUCAAUACAUGUUUGUCUGUGAUUGUGAAGGCUGUGAUAAGAAAAUGGGUCCAGUCUCAGACAGUAUAAUUUGCCACUAUUGCUCUGCUCAACUGCUGUUCGGGUCCAAGUUAUGCAAUAAUUGUUCUAAAAAAGUUAAUAUAGAAGUUCUCAAGUCUGAAUUGGAUACUGCAAGAGAUUAUUUCGAGGAAGGAAGGAAAUUGAUGGGAACUGGAAAGUUCUCUGAUGCUUAUGACUUAUUUAAAAAAUCAUUGGCAAAAUAUCUGAAACACUGUCAUAAAAAUCAUCAAAAGAAUUUACAAUGUCGGGAUAGUCUCGCUCGUAUUUGUGCAAAUUUAGGUCGAGAAGAAGAAGCAUAUGAAUAUAUAAUACAGAAUAUUGUUUGUAUUGAAGAUAUAUAUGGAGAGGGAGCUGUCGAAUUAGGUCAAGAGAUCUUAAAACUACUAACAGUUGCUACUAAUAUCUACAACAAAAAUGAAAAACAAUCCUCUAAGAACAGGAAAAUUUUGGAACAUUGUAUUAAAUUGGGACACAGAGGUAAGUUGAUAUUGGAAUUAUCAUACGGAGCUUGGCAUCCCAGGUAUAAAGAUUUUUGUAAACAUUUGGAUUAUUUAUCAUUGGCUAUCAUGUGUAAUAUCUAA
Messenger RNA from Nezara viridula (southern green stink bug), 2175 nucleotides. The record is from the annotation of a GenBank genome assembly. NCBI's taxonomy places the organism in Eukaryota, Metazoa, Arthropoda, Insecta, Hemiptera, Pentatomidae.